This is a messenger RNA of Drosophila miranda, 2771 nucleotides long. RefSeq lists its product as uncharacterized. Bases 156 to 2756 code for a protein of 866 amino acids. NCBI's taxonomy places the organism in Eukaryota, Metazoa, Arthropoda, Insecta, Diptera, Drosophilidae. The transcript is spliced from 2 exons. The record is from RefSeq and is a predicted model, not a curated record.
CUCGGGCACUCCCGCUCACUCUCUCUCUGUCACAGUAUGAGGAUCAGCCUCAGAAGCCGACUCAUGAUCAGUUCAAGCAGAAACCACCGGAGGAGUAUCGGGUGUCUCCGUAUCAAAAUUCUACCAAGAAGCAUUCCCAUGGACGCCUUCAGAAUAUGCAGCACCAGAUAGCCCAUAAGAAGGAUCCGUAUGAGGAUCAUCCUCAGAAGCCGUGUCAAGAUCAGCUCAGGCAGCAACCACCGGAGGAGCAUCUGGUGUCUCCGUACCACAAUUCUACAGAGAACCAUUCGCAUGGAAGCUCUCAGAAUAUGCAGCAGUCUGCACAACAGUCAUCUGAAGAGCAGCCUCCUAAAAAUCUUGACAACAUGAUGCAGAAAAAUCUGCAAACGGAAUACCAGAAAGCCCCUAAGAAGGAGCUGUAUGAGUAUCACCCUCAGAAGCCGACUCAUGAUCAGUUCAAGCAGAAACCACCGGAGGAGUAUAGGGUGCCUCCGUAUCAAAAUUCUACCAAGAAGCAUUCGCAUGGACGCCUUCAGAAUAUGCAGCACUCUUCAAAAAAGCUAUAUGAUGAGCAGCCUCCUAAAAAUCCUGAAAAGAUGAUGCAGCAAUGUCGGCAGACGGAAUACCUGAUAGCCCCUAAGAAGGAUCCGUAUGAGGAUCAUCCUCAGAAGCCAUUUCAAGAUCAGCUCAGGCAGCAACCACCGGAGGAGCAUUUGGUGUCUCCGUACCACAAUUCUACAGAGAAGCAUUUGCAUGCAAGCCCUCAGAAUAUGCAGCAGUCUGCACAACAGUCAUCUGAUGAGCAGCCUCCUAAAAAUCCUGAAUACCUGGAAGCCCCUAAGAAGGAGCCGUAUGAGGAUCAUGCUCAGAAGCCGACUCCUGAUCAAUUCAAGCUGAAACCACCGGAGGAGCAUGGAGUGUCUCCGUAUCACAAUUCUACAGAGAACCAUUCGCAUGGAAGCUCUCAGAAUAUGCAGCACUCUUCAAGAAAGGUUUAUGAUGAGCAGCCUUCUAAAAAUCCUGACAAGAUGAUGCAGCAAAAUCUGCCGAAGGAAUACCAGAAAGCCCCUAACAAGGAUCCGUAUAAGAAUCAUCCCCAGAAGCCGUGUCAAUAUCAGCUCAGCGAUGAUGGUUCCCCAAAGCCAAAGAUGCUUUGUAAGAACACGGACGUGAUGGACUUUGACAAAGAUUUGAAAGGACUUGAUAAAAACUCAUCACACAAAUACAUGGAAUAUGCCCCUAAACUGUGUCAGAGUCCACCGCAUCAGACGAAUCAGAAUAUUUUUCAUAAGCACAAACAGGAGCAUUAUCAAAUGAUGUCACCGUCACGUCCGAAGGUCGGAAAACAGCAAGCUAAGCACAUCCAAUUGUCGCCUCCUCAUCAAUACAGUUGUCUACUUGAGCCGGAUAAGUGGGGCAGAGAGAUUGGUGGGGAACUUCUCGCUAAGAACUCGGACAUUCUUACAUCAACAUCCUUGAGCGAGAUCUCCGAGAAGAAUUGCGAAGAUUCCACUGUAAAACAAGAACGAUAUAACAAAUGCGGAAGGUGUAGUGACGAGAACGGCACGAACAGCACCUCCACGGGAUCGACAGUGUUCGGUGAACUGUCUGAUACUGUGGUCUCUCAUUUGAAGGACUAUUUGUGCGGGCUGUCCACAACUGACAAUGUUCACCCGCCCAAGAGCCAGUCUAAGGAUAGCCAAUGUACAAAUGCACCCAAGAAUUCAGCCAUAGAUAAUGUCCUGGAUACCAAGAAGCAGGAGUCAUAUCGAACCCAAAAGAAAGCAUCGUUCGGCAAAGGCAUACCCAAAGCUCAAGAAGUUCGAAUGCCGAAUGCCAGAGAAAAUUCCGGAGAGUUCCAGUCUAUGAGCACACUGUACAAGAGCAUGGAGUAUGUUCCUAAACAGGGUUUGCUUCAGUAUCCUACUCAGCGUACGUCUCAGGAUCUUAUCAAGGAGCAGACACAGAAGUCGUAUCGGCGCGCUUCGUAUCACAAGAACCAAAAGCAACAUUCCUAUCGUACCUUCAAGCUGGAGGCAAAACAGAACUCUCAACAGAAGCAGCCUCCAAAUCAGCAGAUCUCGGACUUUCCUCCAUUCGCAUGCUUCAGCGAUACGCCUAAGGAUGAUUCCGAAGAGUCUAAUUUCGAAGUGGAUAAGAAGACACUCAACAAGCUCAUGGAAGGUUCCCCAAAGGACAAACUCAAACACACACUGUCCGGUGACGAGCAUGAUGUGUUUUCCAUGGCUAGUAGCAACUCGGUAUCGACUUCGAUCAGUGCGAAGAGCGGGGACGAGCUGCGUGCCAUGAUCUGGCACGAGAUGAAAUUGCAGUCGGUGCUCGGUGAUCAAAAAUCCACGUCGUCAAAGCCGCGAUAUAAGGAUGUAGAAGAGAAUGUGUCCAUCUUUUUAAACUUGAGUCAGCCCAGAGAUGACGGAAAUCAGGAUAUCAAGGAAGCAAUGUCCAAACAUCCAAACAUCGCUUCCCUCCCGAAUUUGGCCAUAGAUGUUAAUGCGCCCACCACUGAUUCAAGUAAGGGAUCAAAAACAGAUGAGCUGCCACAAAUCAAGUGCAGUAUGAGUAUAGAUGAUUUAGUGAACUGCAAGGUCAUCACUCCCAUGAUCAUGAAGAUACACAACAGGUAUAUGACCUCUAUGCAGUAUGCGAUGCAGCUCAUGAAGUAUCUGGAGACGGUGCCGCGCCGUGUAGGUCAGAUUUACAAGGACAACAUCAAGUUGGAAAAGAGGAAACUCUAAAAAUGAUGAAAGUCA